Medioppia subpectinata is the source of this 2133-nucleotide messenger RNA. The record is from the annotation of a GenBank genome assembly. NCBI's taxonomy places the organism in Eukaryota, Metazoa, Arthropoda, Arachnida, Sarcoptiformes, Oppiidae.
AUGAUUACAAUAAAUAGUGAUUCUGAUUAUGAGAGCACACAAAUACCUGUUCCACCACCUGAUGGUGGGUUCGGUUGGGUAAUAGUUUUUGCCUCGUUUUUAUGCAAUUGUAUAGUCGAUGAAAUAUCCGAAGAAUUUAAUGAAACGAAAGCCAAUACGGCUUGGAUUGGCUCACUUCAGGGCGGCUUUUAUUUAUUAUUAGGCCCUAUAGUGAGUGCGUUGGCCAAUGUGUACGGGUGUAGGAGUACAGCCAUAUUUGGCAGUGUUGUGGCCGCCGCCGGAUUUAUACUAUCGUAUUUCGCUACUAAUGUUACAACACUUUACUUUACUUUUGGACUCUUAGGGGGCAUAGGCUUUGGUUUUAUAUUUCUUCCGGCAGUAGUUAUCGUCGGUUUUUACUUUGAAAAGCGUCGGGCAUUUGCCACAGGAAUGGCUGUUUGCGGUUCAGAAAUAUCCGAAGAAUUUAAUGAAACGAAAGCCAAUACGGCUUGGAUUGGCUCACUUCAGGGCGGCUUUUAUUUAUUAUUAGGCCCUAUAGUGAGUGCUUUGGCCAAUGUGUACGGGUGUAGGAGUACAGCCAUAUUUGGCAGUGUUGUGGCCGCCGCCGGAUUUAUACUAUCGUAUUUCGCCACUAAUGUUACAACACUUUACUUUACUUUCGGACUCUUAGGGGGCAUAGGCUUUGGUUUUAUAUUUCUUCCGGCAGUAGUUAUCGUCGGGUUUUACUUUGAAAAGCGUCGGGCAUUUGCCACAGGAAUGGCUGUUUGCGGUUCAGGUAUCGGUGCUUUUGUGUUGGCACCGGUCACUCAACUUCUGGUCGAGUCCUACGGCUGGCGCGGAUGUGUCCUUAUAUUGGCCGGAAUUACACUGAAUUGCGCGGUCUUUGGAUCGCUGUUUAGACCCGUCGAAGAGAUCACAUUUAGAAAUCAGUCGCAAAAGCCGUUAUUAUUCCGGAUAAAAGAGGCGAGAGAUGCGCUCUGGACUGAGUCUGACAUCGAAGAAGUGGACGAAGAGUCGCCCACUGCUAGUCAUAACAGCGCUCCUCCGCCUUACUCUGAGAUCGUAGACAUCGUUAACACAAACAAUACAAACAAUAACACAAACAACAAUUCUUUAGCCAAUUCUACGCCAGAAUAUGAAAUACAAAGGGAUUCGUUAAAACUGCCCGACGAUGACAAACGUAGGCGACGGACGCGAAGCAUAUACGACGAGUCCAGACCAGAGCUUAUAUCGAGUGCACUAAGUCUUGUUGUGGUCCGCAGGAUGUCUAUCGCCACGAGUCAGACAUUAGAUAAAAGUGCGAACCGAUUGUCUUCAAUCAAAUCAAUCAAUGAGUCAAAGGAGAAAUCGUCGCCAGAAUUAUCCCAAGAAUUGUCUCAAUCCAAGAAAUCCAUCGCCUCUUCAAAGCAUUCAAACGCGUCAAACGAGUCGUCGAAAACAUGGUUCGCGUCUUUGAAGGAAACGUUUGAUUUGAGACUUCUCUCGAGUCCAUCGUUUCUAUUGCUGUCUUUAAGUGGAUUUCUUUGUUUGACUGGAUUUUUCAUUCCCUUCAUGUAUAUCGCAGAUCGCGCUAAGCUUUUGGGCUAUACACCAGAAAAAAGCGCUUUCCUGUUAUCAGUGAUCGGAAUAACCAAUACUAUCGGUCGUGUCUUCUGUGGAUGGGUUUCCGACAGACCCAAAGUCAAUGCUUUGCUGAUCAAUAACGUGGCCCUCACUAUAGGCGCCUGUUUCGCAACUCUUCGUUCGGUAAUAACCGUCGAGUUGUUAGGUUUGGAGAGACUGACCAACGCUUUUGGCCUUUUAUUGAUGUUUCAGGGAAUAGCGGUCACAAUAGGCUCACCGAUCGGUGGCUGGUUUUUCGACAUAACCGGCUCUUACGACAACUCGUUUUAUUUGUCGGGCUCUGCGAUCGCUUUAUCGGGUAUUAUGUGUUUCCCGUUGUCUGCAAUCUCAAAGUGGGAGAAAGGAAAGCCCGGUUUCGGGGCUAUUAAUUAAGUUAUUCUCACAAAACAAAAGUACAAUCAUUUUAUUAACACUUUUUCGAAAAAUAUAUAUAAAUGGUCACCGAAUUUGUGAAUUUAGUUAUUAAAGCAUUUAAAUCCUGUUUUUAUUAUUUAAAUUUUAUUUUACGAC